ACUAGCCUAGCUUAGCUACGGUAGUAACUUUCCAGCCGUGGUCGUUGAAGUAGUAAGACUCCGUUUGCUUCACUGCUGUUGCCCCAAAGUACGAUGCCACAACUCAAUUCGAUAUGAUAGCAGCCAUAAUAAACUUUAAUAAGGAUAUGAUGAUCCACUAUAUUUUGCAGUCUGCACAUAAAGACAACAAAAUGGAUUUGAAGAGAGAAAAAGAACUCAGAUUCGUCGAAACAAAGAUAAUUUAGAUAAUCUCUUGUAUAAUAAUUUAAACCACAGCUAAAAGAUUUUAAGUUUCUAUCACACUAUAAAGCACAAAUGAAAACAACAAAAUGGAUUUGAAGAGAGAAAAAGAACUCUGAUUUGUCGCAAAAAAGAUAAUUUUGAUAAUCUCUUGUAAUAAUUGAAACCAAAGCUAAAAGACUUUAUGUUUCUAUUACACAAUGCACAAAUGAAAAAAACAAAAUGGAUUUGAAGAGAGAAAAAGAACUCUGAUUUGUGGCAAGAAAGAUAAUUUAGAUAAUCUCUCAUAUAAUAAUUUAAACAACAGCUAAAAAGUUUAUAAAGUUCAUAUUACACUGUAAAGCACAAAUAAAAAAAACAAAAUGGAUUUGAAGAGAGAAAAAGAACUCUGAUUUGUGGCAAGAAAGAUAAUUGAGAUAAUCUCUCAUAUAAUAAUUUAAACAACAGCUAAAAAGUUUAUAAAGUUCAUAUUACACUGUAAAGCACAAAUAAAAGUAAUUUGUGCGUAUGAGCACAAAUUACAUUUAUAUUAAAGGUGUCAAGGCUGAUUAAUUUGAUAAUAAAAGUAAGUAAUUUACUAUGUAAAACUUGAACUUAAAAUCUAAUAAUCUGUUGUAUCUAAUCAAAACUUUAUGUGAAGGAUAUGAUUCUAUUUGAAAAACAUAUAUAAAACACUUAUUUAUAAGUAAGCUAAUUUAAUAUGAUGGAACAUAAAAGACAAGCAAACAGAGAAAAACACUCCAAGUAGCAAUGUUGUAUAGCAGGCCUCCUUAUAACAAAAACGUUUUAAAGUUGAAUGAUAUGUACAUAAUAUACAACUGUAGAAGAUUCAAAAACUCCUUCAAAUUGGGGAAUUAUUUAAAUAGACAUAAGAGCCAACUGACUAAUUCAAAUUAGUUACUAGCUUGUCUAUUGAGUUGUAAGAAAAUAAAAAAAAAAAUGUUUAAGAUCACCAAAAAAUUUCCUCUUAAGUGUCCAAUAUGUAAAAAAAUGUUUUCAACAAAAUGGGAAAUGAAGAAUCAUAUAUAUGUGCAUACAGGCGAACGUCCUUUUAAAUGUUUGUCAUGUGAGGAAACAUUUAUUGAAAUAUAUCAAGUAAGGUGUCAUUUGUUGACACAUUGUAAAAAGUAUCCUCAUAAGGGUACUAAAUGUGGAAAAUCCUUCAAACAUCUCAGCUAUAUAAAUGAGCAUACAACGGUUCAUACUGAAGAACGACCUUAUUUGUGUCCUAUAUGUGGAAAAUUGUUCAAAUCCAACAGCACAAUGAAACAACAUACAUUGGCCCACACCGCAGAGCGACCUCAUAAGUGCACUACAUGUGGAAAAUCCUUCAAACGACUCAUGUCUUUGAAGGAGCAUACAAAGAUUCAUACUGAAGAGCGACCUCAUUUAUGUCCUAUAUGUGGAAAAUCGUUCAAAUACAAACGUAAUAUGAAAAAUCAUACAUUUGUCCACACCGCAGAGCGACCUCAUACGUGUACUAUAUGUGGAAAAUCUUUUAAAUCCAAUGGAGCAAAGAAGAUACAUACAUUGGUCCACAACGGAGAGCGACCUCAUAAAUGCACUACAUGUGGAAAAUCCUUCAAACGACUCAUGACUUUGAAGGAGCAUACAAAGAUUCAUACUGAAGAGCGACCUCAUUUAUGUCCUAUAUGUGGAAAAUCGUUCAAAUACAAUAGCAAUAUGAAAAAACAUACAUUUGUCCACACCGCAGAGCGACCUCAUAAGUGCACUACAUGUGGAAAAUCCUUCAAACGACUCAUGUCUUUGAAGGAGCAUACAAAGGUUCAUACUGAAGAGCGACCUCAUACGUGUACUACAUGUGGAAAAUCCUUUAAAUCUAUUGGAGAAAAGAAAAUACAUACAUUGGUCCACACCGCAGAGCGACCUCAUAAGUGCUCUACAUGUGGAAAAUCCUUCAAAUGCAAUGGAACAAUGAAACAACAUACAUUGGUCCACACCGGAGAGCGACCUCAUUUGUGUCCUAUUUGUGGAAAAUCCUUCAAAUGCAAUAAAACAAUGAAUCAACAUACAUUGGUCCACACCAGAGAGCGACCUCAUUUGUGUCCUAUUUGUGGAAAAUCCUUCAAAUGCAAUAGAACAAUGAAAAUACAUACAUUGGUCCACACCAGAGAGCGACUUCACGAGAGCAUUACAUGUGGAAAAUCCUUCAAAUGCAAUAGAACAUUGAAAAUGCAUACAUUGGUCCACACUGGAGAGCGACCUUAUAAGUGCAAUACAUGUGGAAAAUCCUUCCAACGACUCAUGUCUUUGAAGGAGCAUACAAAGGUUCAUACUGAAGAGCGACCUCAUUUAUGUCUCAUAUGUGGAAAAUCGUUCAACUACAAUAGCAAUAUGAAAAAACAUACAUUGGUCCACACCGGAGAGUGACCUCAUUUGUGUCCUAUUUGUGGAAAAUCCUUCAAAUCCAAUAGAAAAAUGAAACAACAUACGUUGGUUCACACUAGAGAGUGACCUCAUAGGUGCACUACUUGUGGAGAAUUGAACUACAGGCUUUUGAAGAUUGUUGAUGAAAGCAUGAUGUACAUUUUGCCCAUGUUUUACAUUAUCAGGAGCAGAGUUUGUGUUUAUAUCACUUUCUUUUUUACGUUAAGUUAAUUAUUAAGUAUUUCCUUUUUAAACUGUGUCAGCCUUAUAGCAUCUCUCCUCUCUAUGUAAAUGUUGUACAACUGAGCCAUUGAGGUGAAUACAGGCUCCAGGUAGAGGCGAGUGGUUGUUUUCCUACAGUAAUGAGAGGAUAGUUUGGCCAAAAAAGUUGAAAACUUUUGCAAAAAUUCACAUUGCUCUUUCUAUUUCGUUAUCUUUGCUUGCAAACUUCUUCACAGGCAUGCACACCAGAGAGUUGUCUAAAAUAUGUUACGAGGAUGAUUUGUUCAAACAAUUACAAUGCCAUGAAUGUUAAUGUUGUAGAUACCACAGAGAGGAUUUUAAUUAGCCUAUUUUAAAAGAGUUAAAACUCAUGACAACUCUCUUCUUAUGUUGAUUGAAUAAGUUGACACAAUCAUUUUUACAAUUUUGAUGGUGCAGGAUAAACAGCAAUUGCAUUCCAGGGCAUAUAAAUACUCUAAGAUUUGAAAUAAUUAUAUAAGGUAAUACAUUUUAUAAGUACAAAUCUUCAUUGUAAGUUAGUUAAUUUCAUGUUUUUAUACACCUAUUAUUUGUAUCUUUGACUGUGUAUUUAUUUAGUUGUAUUCUAUAGUUUUUUGUGUACAUAUGGCAACUGAAACCCUUUAUGUAAUGUCAGGAUACUUACCAGGGUUAUUUAUUAUCUAAGUGUCUAUUGUCUUUAUCUUUACGUUAAUGUUUAACGUUUUAAUUUUUCCAUUUUAUGUAAAUAUCAAUAAAUGUAUUUUAUUA
Molecule: messenger RNA, 3618 nt
Organism: Macrosteles quadrilineatus (aster leafhopper)
Lineage: Eukaryota; Metazoa; Arthropoda; Insecta; Hemiptera; Cicadellidae
Product: zinc finger protein 99-like
Exons: 6
Coding region: 1180-2631 (483 amino acids)
Biological process (GO): regulation of transcription by RNA polymerase II
Molecular function (GO): DNA-binding transcription factor activity; RNA polymerase II cis-regulatory region sequence-specific DNA binding
Source: RefSeq, a predicted model, not a curated record